GCUCCCCGCGGGCCCCGGCAGGAUGCACGCCGCCCUGGCGGGGCCACUGCUCGCCGCUCUCCUCGCCACCGCCCGCGCCCGCCCGCAGCCCCCGGACGGAGGACAGUGCCGGCCGCCCGGAUCGCAGAGGGACCUGAACUCCUUCCUGUGGACUAUUCGGCGCCAUCCCCCAGCCUACCUGUUUGGCACCAUCCACGUCCCUUAUACCCGGGUCUGGGACUUCAUCCCAGAAAACUCCAAGGCAGCCUUCCAGGCCAGUGCCCGUGUCUACUUCGAGCUGGACCUGACGGACCCCUACACAGUCUCAGCGCUGGCCAGCUGCCAGCUGCUGCCCCCUGGGGAGAACCUGCAGGACGUGCUUCCUCAGGAGCUCUACUGGCGCCUGAAGCGCCACCUAGACUAUGUGAAGUUGAUGAUGCCCUCCUGGAUGACGCCCGCACAGAGGGGAAAAGGGCUCUAUGCUGACUACCUGUUCAACGCCAUCGCAGGCAACUGGGAGCGCAAGAGGCCCGUGUGGGUGAUGCUCAUGGUGAACUCACUCACGGAGACCGAUGUGCGCUCCCGUGGAGUGCCUGUGUUGGACCUCUACCUGGCCCAGCAAGCUGAGAAGAUGAAGAAGAGCACCGGUGCUGUGGAGCGGGUGGAGGAGCAGUGCCAUCCACUCAAUGGGCUCAACUUCUCUCAGGUGCUGUUUGCCCUGAACCAGACCCUGCUGCAGCACGAGAGUGUGCGGGCUGGGAGCCUGCAGGCACCCUACACCACGGAGGACCUCAUCAAGCACUACAACUGUGGAGACCUCAACGCUGUCAUCUUCAACCAUGACACAUCCCAGCUGCCCAACUUUAUCAACACCACCCUCCCACCGCAUGAGCAGGUGACAGCCCAGGAGAUCGAUAGCUACUUCCGCCAGGAGCUCAUCUACAAGAGGAACGAGCGCAUGGGGAAGAGGGUCAUGGCACUGCUGCGGGAGAACGAGGACAAGAUCUGCUUCUUCGCGUUUGGAGCAGGUCACUUCCUGGGGAACAACACUGUCAUUGAUGUUCUGCGGCAAGCAGGGCUAGAAGUGGACCACACACCUGCUGGGAAGGCCAUCGACAGCCCUGCUGCCAGGAGCUCAGCGCCCCCUCCAGAGGAAAUUUCAGCCAGCCCAGCCCCAGCCACCCCAGCUGCCGCCAUCCCUGAAGCACCCUCAGCAACCCCCACUGCCACCCCCGAAGAGGAGGAUUCAGCCCUGUCCCCACACCUGCUGCUCCCUGACAGCCUUAGCCAGCUGGAGGAGUUUGGGCGACAGAAGAAGUGGCACAAGAGGCAGAACAAGCACCAGCGGCCAAGGCAGUUCAACGACCUCUGGGUCCGAAUCGAGGACAGCACCACCGCCUCGCCGCCACCACUGGCUCUCCAGCCCACCCCCAGCUCUGGGACCGCCAAGCCCCCCUUCCAGCUCUCCGACCAGCUCCACCAACAGGACCCAACAGGGCCCACCAGCAGCUCCGCGCCGGCCCUGGGCCUUCUCGCUGCUGUGGCUGCCACCAUUGCCGCCCCCUUCCUGCUACACACUCUCGGGCCCUCCUGACCUCGGCCACCGUGUACAAAGAAGCCAGAGAAACCACGUGAGGGUCUGCGGCCACCCCCGUGGCCCCCGCCUCCACCUCUGGGAGUGCCACCACCUCAAGGGCAGUCCAGAUAGGACCCUUUAGAACACUAGAGCUUUAUCAUACCCAAGUUACAUCUUCUUUUUUGUAGAAGGUCUUAAUUUCCCAUAGUGCUAUGGGGCUCUUUUGUAAAAUAUGUGUCCAUAUUAAAAGAGAAAAAAAUGUAUUUAUUCUACCGAUAAAACUAUUUUUAUGAGGCCUAUAUUGUAACCCCUGAAUUAACCCUAACAGCAACCCAAAGAGGGACCCAGGUUGCCAAGACAUCUAUGACCUGUGCUGGCCCUGGCUUUGAACUGGUUUUGCUCCUGUAUCUCCAGAGCCUCCUGGGUCAGGCUUGGCUUCCCCACCAUGGGGACUGCCAAGGGUGGGACAGGCAGACAGGCUUAGCUUUUGUGAAGCUGGAUUUGGGAGACAGAGGUGUGAAUUGCUGCCUGUCCUCCCCUCCCUGAGAUGCAUCCUGGGGCCUGGAAAGGUACAUUAGGAAAGAGAAUGCUGCUAUUAUCAACCCCUGAGCGUCUGUGAACUGGCCCUCCAGAGCGCUAGGUGAGUGUUUCAACCAAAGUGCAGGGGUGGGAUGGGAGAGGCGAUGCCAGGUAUCAAGAUAGGCAGCCCCCAGUCCCACAGAACAAACAGUUACCCUGAGAUUCAGAGAGAGCGAGGCAGGGCUGCCCAAGGUCACAGAGCAAGUGAGCAGGUAGCUCCAGGCCCCUCAGUCCCGCUGUCAUCGCUCCAGCUUGGAUCAGAGGGACUGUGGAGUCGUGGCCGAGUGGAAUAAGCUGGGCCAAAGGACAGGAGUGGGCACAGAGGGCAAUUCUAGGGAGAAGGGCACUAAGGGUUGCCAGUUACAGUAAUGACAGUGUGAUGAGAACACCCUGCAGUAUCAGGGGGUGCUUUGCAUACCCACUUCAUCGUGGUUCUUUACACCACUGCUAUGAGGUAUAAUGAUCCCCAUUUCCCAUAUGGGGGAAACAAACCCCCCAUAGAGGCAGAGGGACUUGCCCAAGGUCACACAGCUUCAGGUCAGUAUGAUACCAAGUGACCCUUGUGUUGUGGUCCAUGUUCUGGCAUAUUCUCUCAGCCCAGGGCAGCUCCCACCCACCCUGGGACCAGCUCCCAAGGCCAGCCAAAGACACUGUUCUACCAGGUACUUUUGAUGUCCCUGUAACCAAAGGGCUCUAGCAACAGUAUGUGCUGUUUUUCUGGUCCCUUAGUUUGUCACAUCUUUGCUCCAGGAGAAGCUUUCCUGCCAAAUCAAAGGGUAGGUUGGGGCACUGUCUUGGAGUCCCUAAGAGACAGCAACCAGUGACAGAAGACAGGUAGUCAAGACUCAGCAAGACUUCAUUGGUCCCUCCCCUUCCUAGGGUGAUGGCUGAAGCCCCAGGUAGGCCAGUCAAGCCCUGAACCCUCAGCUGGGCUGGUGACUCCCUAAUUACCUACAGAGACCUAGAUCCUGAGAGCAGGAAAGACCCGUCACUUAACAGAUCAUAGAAACAGUAAGGGCAAUACUCAGACUCAGAGAGGGAAACCCUUCCCUAAGGCAGCACAGCUGGGAAGCCUUCCUGACUCCAGUCAGUGCUCCUCUGCCUCACUGUACAUAGGUUUCCCUGGAAAGCUUGAUGGUGCCUGAUUGGCCCAAGUGCCACUAAGUGCAGCACGGCAUCUGCCUUCCUGAUGGAAAGGUAGAAUUCUGGGCAGUGUGUUGGAUGGUCAGAGGUGCCACAAGCAUCCUGGCAGGCAGCUGAGUUCUUUCCAUCUCAGCCCCAAUGGACAAGUUUGAACCUGAGACCUGGCAGAAACCUGAACCUCUACUUCAGAGGGUCUAGCCAGCCCCAUGGGCACCAUACUCUAAACUGAACUUGACCUCAGCUGGGGCUGCAAUCAGUUUAUGCUUGGCAAAGAAAAAAAUGUGACUUCCUAUUUCUGAGCAGGACAGGACUUCGUUGACUUAUAAAGCAGGCUCGGAAGUUGGACAUCAAACAGAUCGUGCAGAGCACUAUUGGGAUGAGAUAAGUGUAAAAGAAUUAGAAACACACAAGCCAAAUUCCCCUCUGUUUGGGCAAAGUAUGGCCUGAGAUGUAUGGCGAGCAAGCUCGAGGUUAAUUAAAGAUGAAGUAUUUGGGGAAGCAGGCCAGGCACCUGACUGUGUGCCCAGAUCUGUGCCAGGCACAGGGCCAAAAAGAUGAAUUAACGCAGCAUGUAAUUACUGCACACAUGCAGUGCCAGCUCGCUGCACAUGGAACGAGUGUAACCACCCCUGUUGGCUGAGAAAAACUCACUCACAAGAUGGGACAAGCAGAUGUGUCCUAGGUUACAUUGUCUUGGUCCCUGGCUUCAGGCCGAUUCAGUCCUCAUCUUUCCAGAUCCUCCUUUAGGCAGACUGAGGAUUCCAAUGUCUCCCUCACCCAAACAUUCAAGGGUUUAAAGAAAGACAGAUAAGCCAAUGAAUUAGGUAGACGUGUGCCGAGCAGAGAACCAGAGCCAAUGUGGGUCAGACUUGCGGAGCCAAAGUUCACUGAUCCCAAGGACAGCAAGCUAGCCAGAGUCUGACAGGAAUUCAGCUUGCCGACUUUUGUCACAGGAAACCCGAGGCACCUACCAGGAAUCCUCAGGGGGACAUUAGGAUCCUGUCAUCCUGCGUCAGAGCACCUCCAUUCCAUAAGCAGCCUCUCAGGCCUGUGGAAUGUUCUACCUGCCUCAGCUCAUAAAAUGCCCCCGUUCCUUUGAGAGCAUGUGUAUUUCUUAACACUUCCAUAUUUGACCUUGAGGCAGGCAGAAAAGACAGGAAGCCUGAGCCCCAGCAUAUUAAGUGGCAUGCCUAAAUGCAGGCAGCAUGUGCCCCAGGUGGCCCAAGGUGCCCUCUCAGGAAAGCUGAGAGUAGGGCCAAACAGCUCUCCCGGGCCAGUCACAAUGGCCUUGUCUCCUGCAACUGGUCUAAUGUACCAGCAGCCAGUGAAAAUAGGGCAAACCUCAUUACCCACUGCACAGGCAUAAGAAUCAGGCUUCCCAGGAGUCACAAAGGGCAGCUGAGGACCCCUCCAAUGCUGAAGGCCAAAGAUCUAGAGUCCCUCUCCUGUCCUUUUUCUGAAAAACCUGGACUGCAUUUCCUUCAUGAUGAAUGGCUUCCCAACUUCACUGGGACUAAGGAAAGCUGAGGAAUUCAGGCCACUCAUCCCACCAGUCCAGCCUCCAGCCCAGCUCCAUUGUCACAACAGGUCUCAAAGUGGAGCAAAAAGCCCUUCCCCUAAGAGGAAGCACCAUGAAGGACAAGAGAUGUUUUACCCAUCUCUUGGGUAAAACAAGAGAAGUUGUGGCUUUCAUGGUAUCCUGCGCGGCACAGGACAGAAUUGAGGUUGGUGAUAGUUUUCCAGUGAUGAUGACAAGAACCUGAGUCCUCCACUGGCUGUUCUAGAGCCUCGUCGUGUGGCCCUAUAGGCUUGCCACCCAUGUCUCAUCCUUCCCACCUUGUGCCUGACCAAAAGGAAUCAUAGUUGUCAUUUCCAGACAGGACAGGAUGUUUCAUACAUGCUGCUUCCUAGACAAAAGCUCUCUUUGUCUCCCUAACAUCUUAUCCUGUAAGGAUCAACUCAGCACUUCCCCAGGAAGCCCCUGUGCUGCCUUUGUACUUUCUCAGCUGCUCAUAAUACUCACUGCCCACUUGAUGACUGCCUAUUUGUGAAUCUGCUGCCCUGUAGGACUGCAGGUAACUUCAUGGCAGAGGUCAUGUGGAUUUGUCUUUGUAUCCUCACCUCACAUAAAGAUGGUGCUCAAAAGAUGUGUAGAGAAGGAAAGAGAAAAGGAAGAAAGGCAUGAUGGUAGGAAAGGAGAGAGAUAGAUUUAGUUCUGCAGUGGAAUAGCUUCCACCAAGCCCAAGCGGGUGGAAGAUGGUGCCUAAACAUGGGGCACUUUCUGUUGGUGAAGAGGUACUAGCAGGGCCAGGAGCCUACUGGCUGGACAUGUGGUAGCAAAUUGAAGUCUUGGCAAGGGACCGGUGUAGAUGACAUUGAGGGUGCCUCCUGGCUCUGUAAUACUCAGGUUCUUUGAACAUUGUUAUUUUUUCAAAAAUUCAUCUAGGCAGCCAAAAACAUCACCCCAGCUGGCUGUCUAAAGCAGUAGGGGUCAGGAAUCAGUCCAGCUCCCCCUGCACCCCACCCUUAUUCUUCCACAACCCAGCCAGACCUGCUGUGAGCUGGCAGAGCUGCCUGCUGGCCUGGGCAGGGGGACCACUGGGAGGUGGGAGAGUGCUUUCCUGGAGCCAAGAUGCCGCCACAGCCCGAAGCUCCUCCUCUCUCUGUCCCCUGACUUUGGGGAGAGAAGAGAAAGCUCACAAAAACCUGAUUAGGCCCUACCUGGUCCUUUCCAUGGAGUGUCCCCUGUCCACACCCUUUCUUCAAAGGUGAACUGCACUGUUGCUCUCUAGAGAUACUCUGGAUACUUCAUAUUGAUAGGUGACCUUGGGCAAGUCCCUGCCCCCUGAGAGCCCCCAUUUCCUCAUCUGUCACAUGGAGACCUUGUCUUCUGGGGCUAGGAAGGAGGGUGCCGGGCAUAGUGGAGAGGAUCUGUGAAGGUGAAGUUCCAGCCCUCCCCUGGCUCAGGGUUAGACUUCCCCUCAGAACCACAGGCUGCCCUGAGGUGGGAGUCUCUGGCAGGGAGGAAGGAUGACAUGGCUCGCAAGCCCCUCCUUUCCAAGUCCCGCUGUGGGGAAAGUAAGCUUUGAGUGGACCCAAGUCUCAGAUGUCUCCCACAAGCUGCCCAGACAAAGGGCUCUCAGAACUUUUGGGUCUCUGGUGGCUAGGAUGGGUAGGUCAGCUCUUGGCCAAAGGAGGUGCAGCCCCUUCCUGAGGCUCGAGGUUGCUGACGGCCCCUGGCAUGCUGCGCUGCUCCACACAAGCUUCUGCUCUCAAUGUAUCUGGAAGGUACUCAUGGUGUUGUUCUUUAAUCACCCCUCACCGCUGUGAAUUGUCAUGAAGAGUUCUUUAAGAGUAUAAUAGAAGACAAAGAAAGAUGCUAUUAAUGUUAUUUUGCCAAAAAUAUUUUUGUAGCAUAAUAUAUUAAUAAAAGCCA
Chinchilla lanigera (long-tailed chinchilla) is the source of this 6713-nucleotide messenger RNA. RefSeq names its product TraB domain containing 2B (gene Trabd2b). Gene Ontology annotation, biological process: negative regulation of Wnt signaling pathway. Bases 23 to 1573 code for a protein of 516 amino acids. The transcript has 7 exons. Gene Ontology annotation, molecular function: Wnt-protein binding; metalloendopeptidase activity. NCBI's taxonomy places the organism in Eukaryota, Metazoa, Chordata, Mammalia, Rodentia, Chinchillidae. Gene Ontology annotation, cellular component: organelle membrane. The record is from RefSeq and is a predicted model, not a curated record.